Messenger RNA from Caenorhabditis sp. 36 PRJEB53466, 2118 nucleotides. The record is from the annotation of a GenBank genome assembly. Lineage: Eukaryota; Metazoa; Nematoda; Chromadorea; Rhabditida; Rhabditidae.
AUGUACGGAGAUCGAAGAAAAACCGGAGGACCCACUUUCGGAGGGCCCCGAAUGUCAACAGCGAUCACUCCGACGAAAAGAUUCACUGAUUUUGGGACCUCAUCUUCAGUGAGAAAGUAAAUACACACUAAACUACAGCAAAAGCAAAUUUCUGUUUUCUUUUCUUUUCAGAGUCGAUGGCCGUCUGAGCAUGAGCCAAACAGGCGCGCGAUUGUCUUUAUUCCAAAAGAAUUCCGCCGCCGCUCCGAGAGAUGUAAAGCAGCUCGCCCCCGAAAACGUGAACAAAAUUUAUAACUUUUUAAUCGAAUUCGAAGGUCCGAAUGCGCCGGCGGAGAAGGAUAUUAGAUGUCCUGGCUCGAAGCAGCACUUCAUCAAUCUGUUUGAACUUAUUUACCAGCAUCUGAGCAAGGAUUACGAGUAUCCGACCUCUGCGCGUCUGGAAGAAGAAGUAUUUGAAACGACGGUUCAAAUGCAAAAAAGUUUUUUUUUCAGAUUUCUUCGAUUUUCAAAGGCCUUGGAUAUCCGCAUGCUUUGAAGAACAGUUACUUCGCGCCUAUGGGCUCUUCCCUCGGAUACCCACACGUUCUGGAAGCCCUUUCGUGGCUCAUCGAUCUUAUCAGAGUGGGGACUAUUUCCUUGGUUUUGAUAAAGAAAAUUAUGUUACAGUGCAACAUGGGAGUAAGCGCCCACACCGAUAACAUCAUACUUGAAGAUUUCAUGGAGCCGGCGAAAGUGCAGGAGAAACUGCUCUUGUACUCGUGGCUCACCACCACUUUCAGAGAGUACACAAACGACCGAAAGGCGGCCGAAACUAAAGAGGGACCGUUCUGGCAGGACACGCAAACGAAGCUGAGAAACUACUUUGAGAAUGCGGAUGAUUUCGAAGAUAUGGUCAGCCAGGCGAAGAAUCAGUUAGAACAGUUUCGGUUCGAGUGCGAAGAGAUUGAUGCAGACGUGAGGAAAUAAAUGUGAACGAGUAGAAAUUGUGAGGGAAUGUUUCAGAAAGGGAACGAGCAAGGACUGACUGAUGAAAUUAAUAAAAUCAAGGAGGAUAUCAUGAAAGCAAACGAUUACAAGACGAAUAUUGUACAAUGCCAGACGCACAAAGAGGAAGAGCUGAACAAAGUGAAGGAGGUGCUAACGGCGAGAACGGCCGAGAAUGCGAUGGUCCAGGCGGAAGUUAACGCUCUGAAAGAACUAAUCGACGUACAGAAACGGAAACACAAUUUGACGGGGAAGCAGGCCCGUCAGAUGAACGCUGAGAACGACCACGACAAGGAGAUCGUUCUGGAAAUUCAGGCUGAACUGGACCAGUUGUCGAAACAGAUGUGGCUCAUGAAGAACGAGGACACUUUCAAAGAGCAAAAGGCAGUCUUCGUGCAGUUCAUCGAAAGCAUCGAGAAGAUCAUUGCUGGAAUCGACGUGAAACUGGAGCCACUUCGUGCACCUGCCAAUGAACAGUAUUUCAACAGAUCUUGACAGCAUUUGACUGAUAAUUUUGCAGAGAUCUCAAAGCUGGCUGGGAAACUCUGAACAGUGUCUGGAUGCCGGAAGUCAACCGUCAAUUGAACCAGAAGAAACUGCAACUUCAGACUGAACUCUCUAGAUUCGGAGAUAAAUUCGCUGCGAUCGAGUACGUGAAUCGAUAGCCUCACAAUCAGUUCCAUUUUCAAAAUUGUUCAGGCAGCGGGUUCAGAUGGAAAAGGAAAUGCUCGGCGAGGCGAACAAAAAGGAAGCUCGGGAGGAACGUGUGCGCCGAAACGAACGAGAGGAGUGGAAGGAGGACAGAUUGCAAAGGGAGAAGCGAUACGACGAGAUGGAAAAUGAGAAGGAUGUGCUGAAGAAGCAGUUGCAGAUGGACGGAAGUCUGGACAAAGAGAUUCAGACGGAGAAGAGCAGAAUGAAGAAACUGGAGGAAGAUCUGCAGAGGAGCAAGGCGUCGUUUGAAGGCGCCAUUCGGAAGAAAGUUGAUCUCAUUCAUCAGGAAGCAGCUGACAUUGACGUAAACUAUUCGUUUUCUCACAGUUCAAUACAACAUAUUUAUUUCAGAACGAGAAGAUGCUCUUCCACGUAGAAUGCACCGAGUAUGAGAAGCAGAUUUUGAAGAAUCGCGACUGA